AUACGCUACUUACUCUAUACCUUAUACCUAUCUAAUGUCCCUUUAGUACUUUGUGAGAGGCAGCUGAGACCUGCCUUACGCUUUCCAUCGUUUCCCUUCCUUCAUAAUCUCUCACCACAAUGUCCUCGGCUACAUCCCGGCCAUCUAACAAGGAGGACGUUAUGUCCGCCGACAAGGGCGAGAAGGGUUUUACCUCAAAUAGUCCAACAAAAACUUCUUCUUCCCCCAAGAAGAUGGACAAAUUUCUCUCCAAGCUACCCCCAUGGCUCUCCAGUUCUCUCAAAGAUAGACGGAAAUGGAAAAACUUCCUCCGGGCAUGGAUCGUAUUUUUCAGUUGUGUGGUACUUCUCCUCGACCAUCAAACUUUGACCGUUAUUGGACAAGCGGCAUUCUUUCUUUUGAUCGUAUCAAUCAUGUUACCGCCCACAUUUCCUGUCACCGUCUUCCUCUUCGCAGCGUUCACCAUGGUUCUCGGUUUGUUGACAGGUUGGGCAUGGGGAUGUGCGGCUAUGGCUGGUGCACUUCGUGCCAGGAGUCAGGCUCGUUUGGCAUUACAGGAACAUAAUGUUGAGACUGGAUUUGCGUCGGGUGCCAAUCCCGAUCUUGAGUUCCAAGCGGCAGUCUUCAGAGCUGAAUUCCUCGACCCAGGGUCAUCGGCUGUCUACGGAGCAUUCCUUUUUGUGGGAGCAUACAUUUUUGGCCUUGUGAGAGCAUUAAAACCCAAAAUGAUGCUAGGCGCAACAUUCGCUACCAUCAUCGUAGAUGUCAUGACAUCUAUGGGACCUCUGAUUCCUCAAAAGAAUUACACAUUACCGCAAAUAAUCCUCAUUCCCGCUUCGAUGUACGUGGCUAUAGCUCUCGCAGCCUCUUUCCUUCUCUGGCCACAGACGGUCCAUCAUCUCUUCCUGGAUGGGAUGGUCAACGGUGUUCUACGGACCGCGUCCGCUAGCCUUGGUCUUCAGGAUGCAGUCUUGUCAACGACCGAUCCUGCCAAGUGGACUGAAUUAUCAACUAAAAUGAGAGAGAUCAGAGGGGCGAAUGCCGCCGCUGUCAAUGGUCUGGAAGGACAAGUGGGUAUGCUCCAACUUGAAGUCAGCCGUGGGAGGCUUUCCCCAGGAGAUCUUGGGGAUAUAUUUGAGAGAGUCAAGAGGUUGUGCGUGAGAUUGUACGGUUUGAACACUUUUGUGUCUGUACUCGAGCGGCAAAGUAAGAUCAUGGAAGACUAUCGACACGAAUCUUCCACUGGGCGAACACGUUUGAAGAAAGUAUUUGCCGAUAUGGAAGAAGCGGCUUUAAGCACGCCGCGCUUCGAAGUCCUCAUGCCAAUCCUACAAACUUGCUCUCAGCCAUUAUUAUCCGCAGCAAAGACCAGCUUGGACGAUUGCAUUCAGUGGCUAGAUGAGAUCAAUCAUUCACGAUGGAAAAGCAGUUUCAAGCAUACCAAAUCCACCAGCGAACGCGAGACGGAUUUGUCUACUCUACAAACCGCCCUGGCAGAAUUUAGACAAAGCAAACAAUUCGAAGUGCUAGAACCUCUUCGAGACGCUUUCGACGUCAAUGGGAUUCUUAAAGCCGACACUGCAGCGAAAUAUGGUGCUUCCGCUCGAGAUCUGUUCAGAUGUUAUGUCUUUACAUCUGGUCUGACCGAUGUUUGUCUUUGUCUGGAAGAGCUUCAACGGGUAUUGUUGCAAAAAGAAAAAGCGACGCCAAAGCCUAUCUUCCAAUUUCCCACUGCGUUUUCCAAGAUGCUUCUCCGCCUUGCCAAUGAGAAUGAAGGGCCGGUCAAUCCUUUCGGAAUUGGAGAUAGACGCGAUGACACAGGCGUGUCGAGCGAUGCAAGUUCCAGUCAGGAUACAUUAGUGGAUGGGGUGGGGCCCACGAAGAAGAAGAAGAGAAAAACGUAUCACAAAGAUCCUGAUGCGCGCGACCCUCGGAACCUCUUUCAGAGGUUUGGCAGAAGGUUGUUCCUCUUGUGGAAAGGCGUGACCUCCAAUGCAGGUGUAUUUGCUCUCAAAUAUGCGAUUGUGUCGGUAGCUCUGUGGGUGCCAGCAGUGUGUCCGACAACCGCCAGAUUUUAUUAUGAGAAUCGAGGACUUUGGGCGUUGAUUAUGUCUCAGACGGGUUUGGGGCUGUAUGCCGGUGAACAGGUCUUUGCGUUCAUCACCCGUAUUAUUGGCACGGGUAUCGGUCUGGUGUUUGGUAUGCUAGCAUGGUAUAUUGGUGCAGCUAAGGGCCCAGGGAAUCCUUACGGUAUAGCAGCCAUAACGACAGUCUUGAUGGGUCCUUUUCUGUACUUACGAAUCAUCGCCCCACUCCAAUAUCUAGGCUUUGCUCUUCUUACACCUGUCACGUUUGUGUUUGUCGUGGGAUACUCAUGGGUCGAUGGACAUACAUUCCAAACUGCCAACCAAGGCGUAGGCGCGGGUUUGGCAGGUCGAAGAGCAUUGCUCGUACUGGUCGGUUUCGCAGCGGCAAUGAUCAUGAUGUUACUGCCAAAACCUAUCUCUGCAAAACUGCAAGUUCGUAGGAGUAUGGCUCAUAAUAUCGGUGAUAUCGGGGAGUUGUAUGGCAAAAUCGUGGAUGGUUUCGAAUUGGAGAUGGAGGAUAACGAGAAAGGUGAGGAGGUUAUGUCGAAGGUGUUGACGAGGGUGGACCAGCAUAGAGAGAGAUUUUUAGCUAUCGUGGCUAGGACACAGCUGCUUGCGCAGAGAAUGGGUUUUGCCAAAAUCGAGCCUGGCUUGGCCGGACCGUGGCCAGAGAAAGAGUACAAAGCGCUUCUCGAUGUCUGCGUUCGUCUGCUAGGGGCUUUAGGUGCUUUAUCCGGGGCUUACAGGCGGAUCAAUCCGGUGUGGUGCAGAAGGUUCAUCGAAAGAUCUGAUCUGACCGAUCCGACUUUUGUGGCAGACUCUCUCUCUCUUUUCGCCCUCCUCGACAGAUCUCUCCGUCACGGUACACCUCUUCCACCUACCAUGGCUAUAAUGGAGCGAUUGGCAUAUCAUCACAUGCACAAUGCGACAUUACGAUCUGCCCGUGUGCGCGCAAUACCCAGUACAGAACCAGGUUUGGAACUCGCAGCGCAGGAUUCAUUGAUGGUUCAACUGCGGGAUAUCUUCACUUGGGACAUGUGUCAUGACGAACAAUUCGGAGUGUUUGCCACUGCUGUUGUAUCUCUCUUACACGUAACAUAUGAGUUGGAUGACUUGUAUCGGACAGUAGCAGAGUUGGUAGGGGAAAGAGAAUUAGAGGGAUUUGAUAGAGCUCAGGAAAGAUGGGCAAUGUUGGACACUCAAUCUUGAGGAGUAUCUUGGUGGUAUGUAACUUUUUGGGU
This is a messenger RNA of Tremella mesenterica DSM 1558, 3328 nucleotides long. RefSeq lists its product as uncharacterized. The record is from RefSeq and is a predicted model, not a curated record. The coding region runs from base 120 to 3296 and encodes 1058 amino acids. The transcript has 20 exons. Lineage: Eukaryota; Fungi; Basidiomycota; Tremellomycetes; Tremellales; Tremellaceae.